AUGGCGGACCCCCCCCCCGAGUGGUUCCCCGCAAAGGGCGGCCCAGACGACCUGAGGCAGUACCUGAACCAGGGGGACAUCAAAUUCGAAAACGAAGAGCUGAAGAGAGAAAGAGAGGAAAUAAAAAAGGACCCCCAAUUUGUGCAAUGCGUAAAGAACAUUUGGACCAACGUGCUAAACAAACCACUGGAUGGCAAAUUCACAAAAGUAGAGUAUUUCAAAAUAAUGCUCCGAAUAUGUAAAGUGCUAAUUCCCCAAUUUGACAUUAAGGAGGUUAUAAAAAUUGUGAGUGAUGAAUGGAAGAAUGAUUGCAAAGGGAGGAAGUAUCUAAACUUUGAAUCCUUUUUUAAUGCCUUCUUCGAGCUGACUGACAUUUGGACUCCGACCAUAAAUGCGGAUGAUUAUUCCCAUUUUUUGAAGACUCUCUUUUACAGAAUCACCUUCAUCGAAAUUAGGAAGAAGAAUGGAGAGGUUGUUAGAAAGAAGCCCAUCAUUAUGAUACACUUUAGGAGAAAAGAAAAUAGAAAAAAGCUAUCUCUCUUUGAGAACCCAAUUUUGGGUUCUAAAAAUGAACAGAAUCAUUCUGAUGAUAGAUGCACGGGUAGCUUCAUCAAAAAUAUGAAAUCUAUAAAGAGGUUAUCUACCCAAGUGGACCAACUGCAAAAGAAAUUUACAAAACGGUUUAGCGAUAGCUACAAGUUGCAGGAGUCCUUCCUUUAUGAAGACGACCUCGACGCGCAGGACGUCUUGGACAGAAAUUUAUUUGAAAAUCUUCUGAACAAUAGAAGCCACGAUUCCUAUUUGCAGAGGAAUAUUGUCUUGCUGGAUGUGGAUGAGAUAAACCCGCUGGAGUACCUUGAUGAGGCAGACUCCCAGGAGGGCGAGUGCUCCCCCGGGCGGUACCCGCUCGGUGCAACAGGUAGGCAGGAGGGUGCAACGUAUAAUGGAGUGGCGGAUCAGCCGCACUGGUGUAGAAGCUCCCCUAUGUGGGGCAUCGCCCUUCGUUGGCACCCCCAACACACACCACGCGUACCACUCCCACCACUCACAGGCGAAGGAAAGACCAAAGAACAGAAGCACCAACUGGGGGAUGGCCCAACGGAGGGCGAAAAGAAACAAGGGGGAGAAGCGGUAGACCAGUCCCACUCAACCACCCAGGGCGGCACCGCAAGAAGGAACACCUUCACAUUUGCAGUAAACGCGGACAAGCAGAAUGAGGGAGACAAGGGAAGGAGGAAGACAGAGGGAUCCCUGGCAGGAGAUAUGAACGUGCUGAGGGGAAUUCGAGAGAGGACCAAGGGGGCCAGCGGGGAGGGAGAAGUGGAAGAGGGGAAAGGAGCGGAAGACGGGGGAGAAGCGGAUGGCGAAAAAAUCCGCCUGGAAAACUCCCUCCUCAUCGACGGAAUCAACUUUGCGGAAUUCACCAAAGAGUGCAAACUUGUCGAUUUGGAUGACCACGAGGGGGGGGGCGCUGCCAAGGGGGAAGACGCAAAUGGAGACGGUGCAAAUGGAGACGGUGCAAAUGGAGACGGUGCAAAGGCAGGCGGCGCAAAGGCAGGCGGCGCAAAGGCAGACGGCGCAGGUGCGGAGGAGAGGGGCCCCUUGAGUGACCCGGUCUCCACGGAGCAAAGGCACUUCCUGCGUCUGGACUCGAACCUGGAUUUUGGCGAGGAGGCGCUUGGGAAGGAGGCUCGGGGGGAGUUCCCCCAGCUGAGCAGCGGGGGGGAAGCGAAGGGAGAAGCGAAAGGGGAGGCGAAAGGGGAAGCGCACGAGAAAGUGAAAGAGAAAGGAGAAGCGAAAGGGGAGGCGAAAUCGAAAGGAGAAGCAAAAGCGAAAAGCGACGUGGAGGGCAACUCAACGGGUGAAGUAGGUAAGGAAGACUCCACAAAGGGAUCCCCACGAGGCAGAGGGGGGAAGAAGGCCCAGACGGGCGCCACUCAGGGGGGAGAAAAAGGAGAAGGAGAAGAAGUAGUGGGGGGAGAUAAAGGCGCAUCGGUUGGGGAAGGCAAAAAGGACUCUCUCCCUGGUGAAGGCGAGAAGGUCGCUCCCCCUGCUGAUGGUGACGAUGAAGUAUCGGCUCGAAAAGGAAAAGGCCACGCCCCGCUUGCGAAUCAACCCAAAGAAGACUCUGAAAAAUCGGUGGCGCAGAAUAUAGUCGAUGAGGAAGAACCGAAGGAUGCCGCGCAUGGCUCGGACGAAGAAUACCUGGAUGUGCUGAGAAGCAACUUAGCCAAAGGGGGAGCCGCUGAAGGGGCGGAGGACCACGCGGGCGAGCCGAAGGAUCAACCAGAAGGAAGAUCCAAAAAAUCAAUCGAUCUUCUUAAGGCUAAAAAUUACCUCGAAAAUGAGAAGCGCACUUUGGAGGAGCUGAAGCAGGAAAAGGACAAACUUAAGAAGGGGAAGAAGAACGACGCCAGCAUGGGGGAGCUGCUCGACGAAAGCAGGACCCUCUUGGAGAGACAACCCAGCGUGAGCGACGUGGAAGGAGCAGCUAAGGAGAAGAAGGUCCCCCUGGCAGACGGCUCAACCGACGCCACCUUCAACAUAAAGGACAUUUCGUUUGAUGACAAGCUGGACAAGGGGGUGCGGGCCAAGGGGGGGCAGGAGCAGAGGAAAGAGCAGAAGAAAGAGCAGGGGCGCGGGGAUGCAGCAAACGGGGGGGACGCCGCUAAUCAGGGGGACGCCGCUAAUCAGGGGGACGCCGCUAAUCAGGGGGACGCCGCUAAUCAGGGGGACGCCGCUAAUCAGGGGGAUGCCGCCAACCAUGGGGAGGAACUCUUCGCGACGGUGAACAAAGACAUGGCCAGCAAAAUGGACUCCUACAAGGGGAAUUUUGAUUUGUUUAUGAAGAAAAUGAAAAGGGGGGGCGCGUCCAAGGGGGGGGAGACAGGAAGGAGAGGCGGAGAGGAGGCGACCGAUGCGCACGCUGAUGGGGGUGAGCGGGCUGACCCUGCUAACCUUGCUGACCCCGCUGACCUGUCCGAGGAAGAGCACCUGGGCUGGGAGGACGAACCGGAAGACGGGGACGGAGACUCCCAGGCGAACGAGCUCCUUGGCGCGGACAGCCAAGGGGAGACCAGCAGCUCCGAACCGAAGGACGAAUUGUUCUACAGCUUGGAAAUUAAAAAGGACGUCGAUGAGAGGAACCAAAAUGGGAAAAGCGGGACCUCCCCCUUCGACGCCAACACGACCUUCAACGAAAUGGGGAAGAUCCUAAACGAAGUUAUCAUUCAGAGUGAGGCUGCCGUUUUGAAGAAGGGCCACCAGGAUGCGCUGUUGGAGAGGGGCUCCCCAAGUGGUGAAUUGGAGAUAGCGGGUGGCAAACCCCAGUCAAAGGGUGGCGAAUCACCGCUUGGGGGUGGUGAAUCACCGCUGGGGGUCGCCAAAUCGCCGCUUUUGAUUGACCAAACGGAGGAUGAGCUCGUGAAGCACAUAAUGCGCAACCAAGACGCUGUAAGAAGUAUCCUGUUUGAUGAUGACGAACUGGGGGUAAGUGGAUACCCUGGUGGGGAGAGCCCCACGGGGGGGGCCCCCACAUCGCCUCGGAAGGAAGACGAAGGGAAGGGAGCUCUCACAGGGGGGGCCCUUCAUACGGGCACAGAUGAGACAGCGCAGAUUGGUCAACAAAACGCUGUGGAAAGGGUGGCCACUGCUGGUGAGAAAGACCUGGAGAGUCACCUAGGCGGAACGAAACGUGAGUCGUUAGAGAGCAGUGCGAAGAGCGGUGGGAAAGAGGACGUGGUUAGCCAUCCUGGUGAGGCGAAAGGUGAAUCGCUAGAGAGGAGCAAAGGGGACCAGCCGGACGAGCAGACCAUGAAGGAGGAGGAGGGGUCUCCAGAAGGGGACACCAAAAAAAUGGAGGCUACAAAACUGGUCAUGGAAGAAGUGGAGGCUACAAAACGAGCCACGAAAGAAGAGGAGAGACCUGAGCGACCCACGAAAGAAGAAGAGCCACCUGGAAGAGCCACCAAAAAAGCGGAAGCUACAGAUCGGGCCAUGAAGGGGGAGGAGACACCUGAAAGAGCCACCAAAAAAGCGAAGGCUGCAGAAGGGGCCGCGAAAGAAGAGGAGACACCUGGAAGAGCCACCAACAAAGUGAAGGCUACAGAAGGGGAGACACCUGAGAGGGCUGCCAAACAAAUGGAGGCUACAGAGCGAGCCAUGAAGGGGGAGGUGGCUCCUGAAGAAGGCGGAGAGGGAGGUGCACUGGGUGGAGGCAUCCCCUCGGGGGGUGCUUCUCUCGAGGGAGGCAUCACCGCGGGGGGAGCGUCUCCCGGGGGAGGGUUCACCGGAGGUGCACCGCAAUUGCAAGCACUAACUGGGGGAGAGGCCGGCCCUGCUGGCGUGGCUACCCCUGCUGGUGUGGCUAACUCUGCUGACGUGGCUAACUCUGCUGGUGUGGCUACCACCGCUCCCCCCGCUAACGUUGCUAACCGCUGCAAGACGAAGUACCUGCUGGUGGAGGACUCGCACAAAAUGAGGAACUUCAUCAAAAUAAACCGAAGGAACAAGAGGGAGAACUUCCUAGUCCUGUCCAGGAGGAGAGAGCAGCACGUCUACAGUCUCGCCAAACGAUUGAAAGUGGCUCUCAUCGAGCCGUCUCUAGUAUUAAGAAGAAACGUAACGCUGGAAAAUCGAUUCUUGUCUCCACUAGGGAAACUAAUCAACGAAGAUCUGAAGGAGGGGAAGAGCAUCGACUGUAAGAAGGUGAUGGACCUCACAUUGGAAUUCCUAAACAGUGUGAUUUCCAAAAAUAAUGGUUCCCUUUUAUAUUUGACAGGAGAGUUUUUAAAUUACUGGGAGUACUUUCUCUGCAAAUGGAAGAAGCUCUCCUCUUUGAAUUACCUCAAUUAUAUGAGCUUCCUCAAUAUGAAUUUCCUUAAAAAUGUCCCGAAGGGGGAGGGGGUCACUCAUGUGGCUACGUUUCUCGUGGAGGACCGCAACUUGAUUCUCGCCAACCCCUUUAAGGACAGCUUCCCCUGCUUCUGCAUCCUUCUGCGGGAGCAUGCGGGGGUGGGCAGGCGCGAGGAACGAACCCAUGUGGAGCGCAUCUACGAAGACCUGCUGAACCUCUUCCGCGAAAGGAUCUCUGGACCACCCCAGAUGACAAACGUUGAUGGGAAGGAUGCUCAUCUGGGUGACAACUUAGGGAAAGAGAAAAAGGAAAAGACGAGCAACUCGUCCGGAGUCGCCUCUUCUGUGGGUUCUAGCGAGGGGGAAGAGGGGGAUGAAGCGGACGAGGGGGAUGAGGAGGCUUCAGAGGGGGGCUCUACAAAUGAGCAGUUUGAUGGAGACAACGAACAGGUGUUGCGGGUGUUAGAGAGGGAGCGACUUCCCGAAUCUGCGGACGCUACGGCCGCUACUAACACUACUAACACUGCGAGCGGCUCAGACCCUCCUGAAACGGCCGAUGAGGACGCGUGCGCAGAGGAGGAAUGCCUGACGGUGGGGGGGUCGGAGGAGAACUACGCCCAAGGGGGGCCAGCCACGGGUGAGGAGAGCGCAGAAGAAGGCGAGGCAGACGAAGGUGAGACCGAUGAGGAUGAGGCAGAUGAGGAUGAGACAGACGAGGGCGAAACCGACGAGGACAGCACAGAUGAAGGUGAGACCGAUGGGGAGAGCGCAGAUACGGAUGAGACCGGCGAGGGAGACGGCGAGGAAGGCGGCAAGGAAGGCGGCAAGGCCACCUCCCCCCGUAAGCAGCCCAGCAAAGAAAACGCAGAAGCAAAGCGAACCCCCCGAGGAAUCCUAAACGUAGAAAAUAUAAGUGAAAACUACCUGAGCCAAAUGAAUAAGGAGAUGUGCUACGUAUACAGGUGCGACGACCCUGUGAAGUACUACGGGGGGUACUAUGCCGAGCUGAGGGGGAGCGUCCGCGGCAUGAAGUUGGAGAGGGACAUUCGGCUGCUGGUCGAGCGGGUGCACGAGUUGCACGAGGGGGGAGCGGCAGAAGCGGCAGGAGCGGCGGGAGCGGCGGAAGGGGGGGAAGAAGCGGAAGCGGCUGAUACGGCUGAUACUGCUGACGCGGCUGACGUGUCCCGCGCGCUGGAGGAAAAGUUCGGCAUCCGAGUCAUCCGCGUGGAUUUGGUCGGCCAGGGGAGCGCCGGGAGACGCGGCAGGGCGAAGGGGCGAGGCAGACCGGAUGAACGAGACAAACCAGACGGGCCGAAGGAGGACUCCCUCUGGAACAUCUUCCACAUCAACAUGAUUAGAAAUGAAUUCUCCUACCAUGUGAAAAAUAAUUUUUUCCCGUUCAAGUACAGCCCGGAGGGGGGGUCUGGCGUUUUGGUGGUGAACCUGAGGAGGAGGGUCGCGGGGAGGGAGUCCCCCCUGGAAGGGGGCGUCGAGGCGUUGGAAGGCGGCAGUGGGGAUGACGCAGUUGAUCGAGUUGAUGGAGCUGACAUGGUUGACGCAGUUGACACAGUUGGUGGAGUCCCCUCCGAUCAUGGGGAAGACGCAGACGGGGGAGCCGCCCAGGCGAGUGGAGAGCAAGAAGGCCCCGCUCGAGGGGAGAGCGGCAGACAGGCGCAAUCCCAGUUAAGCGACCGCCAAAUGGCCAAGUUCAGCGACCGCCAAACGAACCUGCGCUACUACCGGCACUGGGGGGCCUUCUACAAGUACUGCCCAGUGACCUACAUCAACGAGAGGAGGUUCGCAAAGGGAAGGAAGCGAUUCAUGGCCACCUAUAAAAACAGAAUGUACCUCCUGGAGAGCGCAGCAAAGAUGAGGGAGUUCCUGAUGUACCCCAAAUUUUACUCGAGCAGAAAGAUAAAGGAAAACAUAGGCUUCACCAUGGUCAUUUAUUUUUCCAGCGUGGACGUGAAGAAAAAAGUUAUGAACAUGGUCAGGCAGAGGGAACGGGUGGUGCACAUCGACUUGGAGGACUACUUCGGGGGGGAGUUCCUCUCCGGGGAGUGGGAAGAGAAGGGGGAUGAGAAAGGAGCAGAAAAGGGGGAAGAAAAUGGGGCAGAAAAGGGGGAAGAAAAAGGAGCAGAAAAGGGGGAAGAAAAAGGAGCAGAAAAGGGGGAAGAAAAGGGGGUGGGGAAAUCCUACACCUGCGAAGACCCCCCCACCAAUGUGGGCACCCCCCCCAGCGUGGACACCUACAUGUUCGAGAUCAACCGACUCGUGGAGGGCAAAACGGUGUCGCCCCUCUUCAUCGUGCGGCACCUCUGCCUGCGGAUGAACAAGGCGCGCUCCUUCAAUGUGUUCGUCCUUCGCCAAGUGGAGGAGGCGCUGCACGAGUUGAGGCGGCAAUUUGAACGCGCCUUCGUAGGGGGGUGCACAAAUGGGGCGGACCACACAGAAGAGGGUUCCCAAGAAGGGGGCUCCCAAGAAGAGGACCCUACAGAAGAGAACCCCACAGAAGAGGACCCUUCAGAUGAGAACCCUUCAGAUGAGGACUCCCCUGGAGAGGCCCCCCCAGAUGAGGCCCCCCAGAGGAGCAUUUCCCUAAAGGCAGUGAAAAUCAGGGCGCUGCACAGCCUGCUAAUAGCGCAAGGGAGGUCCUCCGAGGCGGGCGUCCAAUUCACCUCCCUAUUGAGCGACCUAUUUAGGUGCACCACGUUGGGUAGCAUAAACGAAACGAUUGACCGGCUAAUCGGCGCAGUGGCAACCCAGCUGGAGGAUGAAAAUGGGAAGUACGCCCAGGAGCUAGAAAGCCGAAGUGACUAUGACUUUACGUCGGGGCAACCCUCUUUAGAUGGCCCCCCAUUGGGGACCACCCCUCGAGGCACCCAUUUCAUCAUAACGGGGCUGCCCCUGAACAGCAAAGUGUUCGAGUACCUAAAAAGAGUGAACCUCCAGAUUGACACCAUCAUCGCGUUUGAUUUGAAGAAGAAGGAGAAGAGGCAAAUGAGACAGAAGAUCUAUGAGGGGGUAGUGAGACGAACCGAGAGGGGCGGUGAUGCUGCAAGUGAAACUGGAUGGAGGGAGGACCCCAUGUAUGUUUGCAGCAAGCACUACACAAAAGAGUUGGAACGCCUGAGGAAAGCAAAGUACCAGGUGCAUUACCUCAAAAUGGGCACCGAGAUGAACCCAAAUUAUUUUGCAAAUGAAGUGAGGAAGAUGCUGAACCCGUAUGUGCACUCCUAUUAUGACUACAGCGAGGUACUGAGGGAUGAGACCCUGGCGGACAAGCUACUCUGCUCCUUCACCAAUGUGUAUUGUCCUUACGUUUUAGCGAAGCAUAAGUGGCUUUAUAAAAGCUCGAAAGGUGUAAAGCUGGUCUAUGGAGGGAAGGUGCACCACCUGUCUAACCUAUAUAAUGCGUUCCAGUUUAGCCAAAGCAAAGAAUCCUACUCGGGAGAGUUGCCCGUGCCUCCCUUGAGGGUGCUCCUCCUAACUGAUGAGGGGUGCCAUUUUGCAAAGGAAAUUGAGACCAUUGCGUGCAAAUUGUUUCUGCAGUGUGUAGAUGUGCAGAAGGAAUUUACCCAAACAUUUGGACCCGCCUGCAUUUACAUCCUCAAAUAUGUUUACCUUUUCAAGCUCACGGAUGGAAAGAACAGGAAGAAGAGGAACCAUGUACUUGGGAACUUCCUUUUGGGUUCUAACUGGCUAGCUAAAUUUCAAGAGGGUGAAAUUCACCUGAACAAGGCAGAUGUGGACUACUUAGAGAACAACAUCAGCUGCGUGAACCCCUCGGAGGAGUACUCACUGGAGGAGGAGCAGCAAAUGGUGGACGUGCUCUUUUCGCGCGUCAAGCCUUUCAACCUCGUUUUGAACGUGGCCAAAAUUGUGGCCAUGCGCGUCGUCCUGCAUGAGCGGCUGGGCAAGUGCAUCAUCCGGUUCUCCCCCUCGGGCGGGGGUCUCUUCCGCGCGGCGUCCGGCGCGCAGGUGAGGCGUUGCCUCGGGGGGCGCGCGCAGCGAGGUGGGCAGCAAGAUGGGCAGCAAGGUGGGCAGGGAAGUGUACAUGGAAGUAUCUCUCAACGUGCCUCUCAACGUGGUGGCGACUUCUCCGAUGGGGCCUCUUCACAGGGGACCCCCUCCGAGGGAGAGGCCGCCCAAAGUGACCCCCCCUCGGAGGAAGACCCCGACGCCUACCUCCAGAACAACCCCAAGGCAGAGCAAAUUAAAAAAAUAUUUUUAAAAAAAAACGAAAAGGAGUUGCUAAACAGUAAGUACCGCUUCCUAGCAGAAAACGUGUUAAACUCUUUUGAGAAAAUUUUGAAAUGCGCCUUUAGGAUCCCCGAGCAUGUGAUUUAUUUGAAGUGUAGCCUCAAAGCGUCGUGGGAGAAGGCAGGUUGCUUCAACGAAGGAGAGGCAACCCGCAGCAAAGGGGAUAGCCAGAAAAAGGAAACAAUCAGGGGGGAGAACUCCAAGGGGGAAAAGAACACACAAACCAAACAUCCAUUCGCAGAGGUAGAAAAGAGGCUACUCAGCAAAAUAAAAAAAACGUCGAAGAAAAACCAGCAAAUCGUCAACCGAUUGAGAAACAACACCAACGUGUGGUGCAUCGACGCAGGGAAAAUACACAUGACGAAGGUGAAGGCAUCCAUAGAGAGCAAACUGAGAGGCCUACUCCAGCAUAGGAACAGUCUCUUCCAUCAGCUGAACGUAAAGAGGGUAGACAAGUUAUGGGCUCACUUUUUAAAAAAAAAUAACUACGCCAAAUUGUCCGUUUUUUAUUAUUACUCUCCGGUUAACAUCGAUAGCUUCGUGGACGUAGACACGGAGUACCUCCUUCUGUAUAACUCGUUUUUAUUUUAUUUCAAAACGGAGGAGGAGCUGAACAUGUUCAGCAAGAAUCCCAUUUGCUACUUGAAACAGAUGAAACCGGACCCCUGCUUUGUCCUCCCAUUCGUACUCGUCUAUUCGGAUGGAAAAAUGGAAGACUUGUAUGAUGAGUUGGCCAGGAGCACCAAAUGUGCGGUGAUUCACCUGCAAAGUUUACUCUCCUUUGGUUCCCAAAUUGGCACAUAUAAGCAACUUAUGCAGACGAACCGCUUAACCGAUGCAGACAUCAUGGAGCUCCUGCGCAUUCGGAUGAACCAGUACGAUGUCCUCGCUCAUGGGUGCAUCCUGUGCAACCUCCCCUAUAGCAAGUGCCAACUGGAGCAUCUCCUCAAAGAGAAAAAGAUCCCCCACUUGGUUUUUAUACUGCACAGGGGGGGGAGGAGGCCCCCAGUGGGAUCAACCCAUUCGGAAAGUGCCGCCUCCCAAACGGUGCAGAAGAACCAUGCAGGGGGAAGAAGGUGCCACCCCCCGCGCACUGAAGAGACAUUCCCCCAGUACUACCCAUUUGUGAAGUACCUCGAGCAGACGUUCAAGCCAAAAUAUAACAACGUAAUCCACGUAGAGCACACAAACGUGUGGAAAAUGAAGUGCAAGCUGACGAACGAAAUAGAGGAGACAAUAAAAAACUACCAAAGGUACAAGCGAUACAAGUACAACCACAAGACGGCCUACUUCAAAGGGUUCAAUCUGGAAGAAAGGGAAAAUUAUGAACAGGAAAUAAAGUUUGAUCACUACUGCCUAGUUACGUAUAAGAACAAAAACAUUUUGCAAAAGUGCAAUGUAUUCGACCACUACACAGUGAACCAUGACGGUUGCUUCUACCUGGUGAGUACCCCCGAGGAAGUGGCCACGUUCGAGAAGAACCCCGCGGAGUUCACCGCCAUAGAGGAACCGCUAGCCACAUUCGAAAAAAUAGACCAAGUGGAAGAAAAUGAGAAAAUCGAAAAUGAAGGCUUCUGCUUGGUCAGCCUGAGGGACCAAAACAAUUUCGUCAAGGGGAACAAACAGUGCUGCAUAAAGUACCAACAAAAACUUUACCUGUUCGAAAAUGAAGAAAAAAUGGAAAAGUUUGUAAACAAUCAUGGGGACUACUUAAACAAUCAAAAUAUUUUCGAAAUUAUUUUUGAAAAAAUGAAAAACCAAAAUGAUGUCACUACGAUGGUUUAUCUGAAGACCUACCUGUAUGACAUCCUCUGCCAGGCGCUGUACGAGUUGGGAAAACACCGACCGCUUUACCCCGGGCUGAGCGUGAAGCUGAGUGCCAUUAAAUUCCUGGCCUUCUUCUUCUACAAGGAGAACAAACUCUUUUCAGCCCCCCUGCGCAGGUCUUACGAGCAGAACUUCCGCUCCUUCCUGAGUGACUGCCAAAUACCCAUCCAUAUACAGAAGCUGCGGGAGAAGUUCCAAACCAGCUGCACGAGCAAACGCCAGGACAUACGGAAGCCCACCAAGAAGUGGACCAAGCGGGACGUGGAGAAGUACGAGGCGUUCGUAAACCUGUACGAUAAAAUACUGUACUCGCAGCGGCGGGCGAGGGGUGACUGA
Plasmodium vivax (malaria parasite P. vivax) is the source of this 11280-nucleotide messenger RNA. RefSeq lists its product as hypothetical. The coding region runs from base 1 to 11280 and encodes 3759 amino acids. NCBI's taxonomy places the organism in Eukaryota, Apicomplexa, Aconoidasida, Haemosporida, Plasmodiidae. The transcript has 2 exons. The record is from RefSeq and is a predicted model, not a curated record.